This is a messenger RNA of Schistocerca cancellata (South American locust), 5878 nucleotides long. Its product is annotated as sushi, von Willebrand factor type A, EGF and pentraxin domain-containing protein 1-like. The coding region runs from base 155 to 2524 and encodes 789 amino acids. The record is from RefSeq and is a predicted model, not a curated record. NCBI's taxonomy places the organism in Eukaryota, Metazoa, Arthropoda, Insecta, Orthoptera, Acrididae. The transcript has 11 exons.
GUUAGUGGAAGUUGUCAAACACUCUUAUAGAUUUAGGUCUGAUAAUGGGUUUACUUUGCUUUAUUUCACAUACUUCAAUUUUCGUUAUGUUCAGUUCUAAAAGACGUAUACUUGAUGGGAGAUUAAUGUAAUAUGUCCAUUGUUAUGCGGACGUAUGAAUAAAGAAAGCUUAUCGGAAAAAGCCAUUGACGUAAUAGCUGGGAACCGAAGCCAUAACAACAAUAACAUGAUGAACACAGUCGCAUGCUUAUUUUUUUUCACAGUAGUGUCGAAUGGUGUAUGCGGUUUGGAUUUGAGUCGGAGAAAUAAAACAGAACUUUUUCGUCGCAUUAUAAGCGCCGAAUGUGCAGAGUUUGGAGAAGUGGUACAUGGAACAGUUUCCAAAAUCAAUGCAACUAGUGUCCAAGGCGUACAUAUAGAAUGUGACGAAGGAUAUGAUCUCACUGGUGGGCCGAAAGUAUUGUGUAAUGAUGGUCGGUGGGAUGCAGCCCCUCGCCCUAUGUGUGCUAAACGGUGCAAACCACCACCGCUGCUGCGCGAUGGAGGAGUCAGCGUCGAAGCUCGCCAAGACGGCCCUAACAGCUACCGACACGGGACAAAGGCUAUCUACAGCUGUGGGGUGGGGUUUCAGCUUUCACCACCUGGCAGUCACAUUCGCUCUUGUCACGAUGGUGUGUGGACGGGACUGGCUGCCACGUGUGUUUCGAACGGGUGCCCGCCACCACCGUCGGUGGCCGACGGCUACCACGUGCUCGAACCCCUGAGCCCUGCUGCGGUGCCAGUGGUGCCGCACACCGACAACGAGGGGCGGAUCGUGGUGAGUGUGGAGCAGCGAGUCCACUACAGCUGCAACGUGGGCUACACUCUGCAGGGGCCGGCAAGCCUCCAGUGCCUCGCAUCGGGCCAGUGGAAUCCUCGCCAGCCUCCCAAGUGUGUGCGCCAGUACGGACCGCCCACAGAGCCUCCGCCACCGCCACCUCCGCCUCUGCCCGGUAUGGAUAUGGAUGCCGACAAAGAAAGAAUUUCAGCACAUGUUGCACCCGAGCUGCCACUGCCGGUUUGCCCGCCGGCCCCAACUCUGCACCACACACAGGUGUCCGUCCUAGACGGGCCACAGACGGCCAACAAUGCGGGUUCGGGUGCUCGGCUGGAGGUGAGGUGCCGCGAAGGCUACCGGGAUCCCGCCGCACCCUGCGUGCCAGCCGUGCUGUACUGUGAGCAGGGUUCCUGGGUGGGCUCACUGCCGAUCUGCGAACCAGUUUCAGACUGUCCACCACCACCGUAUGUGCAACACGGCACUCUGACACCACUGCCACCGAGAGAAUCGUCAUAUCCUGUGGGAUCAUCUGUUAGCUACAGCUGUGCCACCGGUUAUUUUCUUGAAGGCGAAAGAACUUUGACCUGUGCUGCUACUGGCUGUUGGGAACCGGCCACACUGCCUUCCUGCAAACUUGAAGAGCAGCUUUACGCACUUGCCGGCUGCCCGCCUCCACCGCUCGUGGAGCACAGCACGAUGUCCUCGCCGACGUCGGAGACUUCGUACCCCGUGGGGUCGUCGGUGAGCUACAACUGCUUCCAAGGCUACGUGCUGGAGGGGGAGCACAUCAUCACCUGCAAUCCCUCCGGCCUCUGGGAGCCUUCCCCGUUGCCGACGUGCAGAGCUGAUCCACAACCUUACGCCUACCUGAGUACAUCGAGUGUGCUGCUCGUGUCCCUCGCGGUAGCCCUUGGCGUCUCACUCAUCCUGCUUGUGGUCUGUGUGGUGGUGGUGUGUCGCCACCAGGGGCCCAAGACACGCCCUGGAGUUCCGUCACCCUCGUCGUCAACUGGAGGAGGCGGAGGCCAUCGCGGUGGCUGUGGCGGACCACCUGGUUCUCUUGGCGGGCCACGCCACUCUUCUCCGACAGGAUGCGUUGCCACAUCUGGAGGUGUACUGCAUGACCCAGACAGGGUCGCCCUUAUCGCAUUUGCUGAUGGAGUUCAGUUGGGAGAGUCGACAGCUCUUCCGACCUACGAAGAGGCGGUGCGUGGGUGCGAUCGCAGCAUGGCUGGCGUCGGUGGCACGGUGGGGGGCGGAGGCACCUCCCUGAGUGCGGGUGGCGGCCAGGGCCACCGCGGCCACGGGCGCGGCCACUGGGCGGGCCUGGGGUCGGGCCGCCGGCCGGUGCACGUGACACGCCAGUCCUCCAGCACGUCCCAUACGGCCUCCCUGAGGAGCGGUUCUGCAGCCGGCGACUCUAUGGGCUCUACAGACACCAUGACACCCAGCGAAGUUUCGACAACUGUGACACUAGACACAGUGUCAUCACACACGUGCAGUAGCGGCGUCAGUGGCAGUGGCAGCGGUAGUGGCGGAGCAGCGAGCUGCCGUGCUAUCUGUGGCAGCCUCGCCUCGUUUGACACCAGCUCCGCACUCAAUACUGAAGGUGUUCCACUUCUCGAGGAAAGUGAACUGGAGGAGGCCGACCUCUCUGGCCCGUGCAAGCGCCGACGCCCGUCACCGGACCCGCCGGGGGUCGCCUGAUGCAGGGUUCACGGGGGGCGGUACUCGCCCCCCUUGCCGCCCCUGUGCCCACUCCCCGUUCCGCCGCCACCGCCUCCGCGCAGGCUGCGCAAGUUGUAAGUCUGGCUCCUGGGCACACGGGAUAGGCUAGAGUUCCCGGACCCUCGGGGACGGGCUCAGCAGUAGGAAGUGUAAUGGCUGCUUGUUGUCACCCAACUUAUCUGUCUCCACGGCAUUCCAAAGCUACAAGACUCCCGAGUUUCGUAAUCUAAUGCAGUACACAGAAGUGUGUAAUAUGAAAACCAAAUUCUUGUUUAUUCGCUUAAAAGAAAAAAAAAAAAAACGGGAUGGCUCUUGGGAACUGAGAGUAAAUUAUUGCUUUUCUGUCAUCCUGUGUUAGCUCUAAUCAAAUUCUUGUUUGUUCCUGUUACUAUAAUUUUUUAUUUACAUGUGGUGUGUAUUAUUCUUUCUCCAUGACUUUUAGUUGUUAACUGUCAGAAAGAUCCUCUUUCAGACUGUGGAUCAUUUAUGUUGAUCGGUUAUCAGAAAUUAAUUGUUAAGAAUAUUUUCUGUCUUUUUAAUGUACACUACCUCAUUUUGGAUCUGGAACAACAUACAGUGUUCGAAUGAACAUAUACAAUCUAAUAAUAGUUGCAACUGUAUAUAAAUAUAUCCUAUGCAGUUUCAGGUCCGUGCAUAAAAAAGAAAAACAAAUUGAGGAUUGAUCCUAGUUAUUAAAGAUCUGAGGAGAAAAAGGAAAUAAUCAGGAAAGGCAUAUUUCUAUAGUAUAUAGCAAAAUGGAUAUAUAAUAUGCACUAAUCAGAACUGAAAGAUCAAAAUACUUGAAGCACACUUUUAAUGAUGUUUCCUGCAUUGAGAAUCUGUCGUCCAGUUUCCUCUGUUACCACCCUUCAACUGUUCCAGCUAUAGCACUGAAGUCUCCAGUGAACCUUGCAUAGAGGAAGAAAAGUCUUAGAAAAACAAUAUAUUAUUUAUACCAUCAGGUGUAUAAUUGUAGGUAUAUUUUGCCUUGUUUUCUGUCCCUGCAUCAGUUACCAUAUCACACAUCUUUUAAAAGCUCAUGAGACUGCGUCACAUCCUAUAAUGGUGUGACUAACUCCUAUUAUACUGUCAGAAAACGUUUACAGUGUAAUGUAAAUCCCUCCCUGCCCUAUUAGAAGAAUUUAUAACUUUAAUUGAAAGUUUAAAUCUUGAUAUUGUCUCUGCAACAAAAACUGUUAGCAUUUAUAUUAGUAACUUUGUCAUAGUUAAGUGUUGUGAAAGUAUAAAAUUAUAAAACCUGUGGUAAUGUAUUAACCAACAUUUAAGUCAAUUAAGUGAAUUUUUGACAUUACCUUCAUGAGAGCAGGCUUUUUCUUUUAAAAAACAGAAAAGGCAUAAAAUUGUUGGUUUAUCGCGUUGUUGGAUAAUAGGACAUAUACUGGUUUCAGUCACAGUGAGAAAUAAUGAAGGAAGGAUAAACUAACUCUUCUUUAGCUGCUGAGGCAUUAAUAAUUGCGCAAAGGCAUGUGUGUCAUAUUAUAUGGUAAAAUGCAGGAUAAUGUAAACAAAUGUUAUGACUUUGUAUGCACUAUUCAAAAUGCUGAUAUGUCAUUUAUCAGAUCUGUAGAUAUUUAGAAGGCUUCUUUAUUAUGUGGGAGUUAUCUUAAAUGUUCUGUGCAACAUUGUUGGUCAGAAAUUACUACAUAGUACAAUCUCGUAGUGUAAAUUUAGUUAGUUACUCAAUAUGGAUGUUGUAGGUCAGUAUAUGAGCACUUAGGUGACUUGUUAUAUUUAUUGCUGUUAAAUCACUCUGUCCAUAAUGUGCAAAGCAGUCGCACCAGUUUUAUAUGUGUUUUGCUUAAUAUAGACAUGUAUUAGCUCUCAUACUACAAGGUGUGUAGACAUAUCGGCAGAAGCCCUCUUAACUAAGAAACAAAUAUGAGCUCAUUUAGAAGCAAGGGCUUUACUGAAAUACUCGUAAGAUAGUGAGUGUCAGAAAACUUAGUUGCAUUACAGUCGGCACUUGUGUUUUUAUUUGUAUAUUAUAUUUGUUCCAUUUGUAUUUCUUGCAAAGAGCCAGGCAAAAUUAAGUUUCACCAGUAAUCUAGUCGUAGAUUAGUUAUACUUCAUCUUCAGAAUGUAACAGGUCAAACAUUACAAAUGUUACAUCAUCAUCUGUCUUGUCUAUCUGUUCACAGCAGAAUAUAAAGGUUCAACCAUCAUCCAUUGAGAUUAUUAUAUUGGUGUAUUAGAAAUGCCGGGUAUGUUGUGUGUGCAUGUGUGUGUGGGUGUUUGUGCAUGUGUGUGUGUGCGCGUGUGUGUGUGUGUGUGUGUGUGUGUAAAUAUAUAUAAAUUUGUAGCUAGUCCUCUUUUUGAGGUUUCUUAUUUUAAUAUAAUUAUACUGACAAACUCUUGAUGUAAAUGUACACAUAAGCAAUGCAUUCUGGAGAUUUUUUAAUUUAUUUUGUUUAAAUUGACAGAUGUUUCAGCAGGAAAGAGAAAAUAUUUUAGUGUGUCUGCCUGAAUGUAUAACUUGAUGUUGCCCUACACUGGCUGCCCAUGAGGCCUACUUGAUAUAGCUGUUGCUCAGAAAUUUGCAAACUGUCAUUUUGGAAAGGGAAAAAAAGAGUUGCAACCUGUAAAUAUAUUUGAAAAUUUGAAGGGGUUAGUAGAUUUGUAGGUCAGGUCAUUGCACAUGAUAAAACUGCAACAGGAAAGGUGUCUUCACAAGCUGAUCUGCAUUUUUAUAAAACAAUAUGAAUGAAAUAGUAGCAUUAAGUUUUUUAGUUUAUUCGGCCCCCCCCCCCCCUCUUCAUACUCUGUACUACUGAAAAUAUUCACUCAUAUGUCCCCAUUAAUGUUUAUAAAAUGUGUGCCAAUAAAAAUCAUUAUAUUGUUAAGGAUAAUUAGUAACAUUCUUGCUUCCAUUUUGUGAUGAUAAAAUAAUAUAUGAAUGAGUACAAGGAUUGGUGUUCAGAUAAAAAAAAUUAUCUAGAUAAUGUUAUUUCUUGCCCAUUUGCGAUAGAAUAUGUUCUGUUUAUCGUACAGGUGAUUUCUGUCAGUAAUGGAACAUAUAAAUCUAUUUUACAUUUUUGAAAUGUAUUUAAUGUUCCUAAGAGAUACAUUUGUACAGCCAUAUUAACAGAGAUCCAUAGUUUUGAUAAAUGAACUAUUGAAUAUGCAUUAUUUACACACAUUAGCAGAUCAGUGGCUUUUAUUGCUAUAAUUUGCUAUAAAAAUUAUAUUUGUUAAUGCAAGAUUUAUAAAAUAACUGAAUGAAACCUGUUUUUGCAACUACAUAUGUAUUUUUUCUUUCUUUUUUUUUUUACUGUUUGCCAGUAAUUAAAUUUCUCAGUAAUUGGUAAGUGUGGA